CAAUCUUGCCUGAAAACAUUCUCCCUCAUCGAUCUUGAUCUCAAGAUCCAUCCUUCCAUUGAUUCUUACUGCAGCGGCUGCACCGCUCUCACCGCUGUCUUGCAGGGUGAUCAUCUUGUUGUUGCAAAUGCCGGUGAUUCACGAGCAGUAAUAGCAACGACUUCUGAUGACGGAAGCGGUUUAGUACCGGUUCAGCUAUCAGUAGACUUUAAACCGAACAUUCCCGGUAUAUCUCUAAAAGCCUUCUCCAUAUUUUACAUUUAA
This is a messenger RNA of Eruca vesicaria subsp. sativa (arugula), 264 nucleotides long. The record is from the annotation of a GenBank genome assembly. NCBI's taxonomy places the organism in Eukaryota, Viridiplantae, Streptophyta, Magnoliopsida, Brassicales, Brassicaceae.